Ramularia collo-cygni is the source of this 816-nucleotide messenger RNA. RefSeq names its product probable peroxisomal membrane protein MPV17 and related proteins. The record is from RefSeq and is a predicted model, not a curated record. NCBI's taxonomy places the organism in Eukaryota, Fungi, Ascomycota, Dothideomycetes, Mycosphaerellales, Mycosphaerellaceae. The transcript is spliced from 5 exons. The coding region runs from base 1 to 816 and encodes 271 amino acids. Gene Ontology annotation, cellular component: cytoplasm; membrane.
AUGGUGAUCAGCGAGACGCGGAAGCGCGUAAUGAGGCAGCUAAAUAGCAGAUAUAUAUACGGGAGAUAUCCACUCCUCCACGCCAUCGUCGCCCUAAUACAACUCACCAUGGUAUCGAUACUGGUCCGCAAAUUUAAUGGCUACUAUGCAAGCCGGCCGGUCAUGACCACCAUGAUCACCAACGCUGUUCUUGGUGGAAUCGCAGACACGGUCGCCCAAACCCUCACAGCUAUCCGACUACGCCAACGACAGAAAGCGCUCAACCCGAAUAGCGAUACAAGAGAGGACUUCAUGUCGGUGGAGAUUCAAGAUUUGGACAAAAAGGUACCAUGGCCGGCGGACGACUACAUGACACCCGCGUCAAAACGUGGACCACCUCCUUUCGACUUUGAGAGAUUGAUCAGAUUCAUGGCAUAUGGUUUCAUGAUGGCGCCGGUGCAGCACAAGUGGUUCGGAAUGCUGCAUAGGUUGUUUCCAAUCGAGAAUGGAAAGGGCACGGCGAAUGCACUUAGGAGGGUUGCUCUCGAUCAAUUCAUCUUCGCUCCAAUCGGUCUUGCGGUCUUCUUCACAUUCAUGACGGUUGCGGAAGGUGGUGGUAGGCGGGCAGUCGUUCGCAAGUUUCAGGACGUCUAUCUGCCCUCACUGAAAGCCAACUUCAUUGUAUGGCCGUUGGUUCAAGUGCUGAACUUCCGGGUCAUGCCAAUCCAGUUCCAAAUACCAUUUGUUUCCACGAUUGGUAUCUUCUGGACAGCAUACUUGUCGAUGAACAACGCUUCCGAAGAGCCCAUGGCGACUCCUGGCGCUUCACCAGCAUAA